ACACAGUACUCCCAUUUCCUUUUAUCUAAUCCAAACCAAUUCAUUCAUCACAAAUUUACAAAACCCAGAACUCAACAAUGAAUCCAAUCAUCUCACUAUCUCCCUCAAUAAUCUCAUCUUUUCCAUUAUCAAAUUCCUCGAAAAUGGUCUUCGAUUAUCCGAGAAAGGGCUGUUCUUCCGGGACUAGAAUUGUGGCAUCAAGAAGAUCAUCAGAAGCACAUGACAAGAACUAUCACAAUGGCAAGCUGGUGGACGAGAACAUGAUUGUUCUUCGCAAAAGAAUUCAUGAGAUGAAGAUGGUGGAGAGGAACUACGAGCCUCCUUCGGAGUGGUUUGAUUGGGAGAAGCGUUACUUUACAAGCUAUGAUUCAAUGAUUUGUGAAUUAAUGGGGUCUUUGCAAUUACAGUUGAUGGAAACCAGGCCUAGCUUGGCUCUUGGGAUGCUGGCCUUGAUCACCUUGAGUGUUCCAACUUCUAUGGCUAUGCUGUUUCUCCAUUUUGUUGAUGUAGCUAAGAAUCUCGCUUAAUUAUUUGAUACAUGACGGUCCUUAAUUGCAUACAUGUCAGUCAGUGUGGAACAGACCAAGUUACCAACUCGAAUUUAAAACUUGUCCAGCUGUUUGAUGGACAUGUUGAACAAAGUAAUUCUGGGUUAAAAAGUGUUAUUAUAUGUUGUUUGUAAAUACUACUGGAAUCUUAGAUACAACAGGAUCAUAUUAGUAUAAUAUAUAUUUGAUUUUCUUCUCUUAAUUGUU
Molecule: messenger RNA, 755 nt
Organism: Tripterygium wilfordii
Lineage: Eukaryota; Viridiplantae; Streptophyta; Magnoliopsida; Celastrales; Celastraceae
Exons: 1
Coding region: 78-527 (149 amino acids)
Source: RefSeq, a predicted model, not a curated record